AUGACCAUCACCGAGAUAGCGCUCCUCCGUCUUUACCCAACCACCUCACUUGUCACCCCAGACCUCCGGUCGAAACUCGCACACGCAGCGACCGUCAUGCGACAGCACACGAGCCGCCCAGUCUACUACCUGCAACAGAUCGAGGAUCCAUCCUACAUCUACAUAAUCACAGAAUGGGAAUCUCUGGCCUCUCACAUGGAAGACUUCAUACCUAGCCCGGCCAACCAGAAUUUACUUCAGAGUUUGCAAGGUCUACUUACCGUGGAGUGGCUAUGGCACAUUGAAACCCCGCUCUCUGACCUUCCACUACCGGUAACGCAAGCGGAAGCGGAAGUGGAAGCUGCGGUCAAUGGACAGCGCGUUUGGAGUCUCAUUCGUCACGUGAUCAAGGCUGAUGAGAAACACCGGUUUCAAGGUCAUUUUGAUACCAAGAAAGGUUAUCUGCAAGAUUUCGUUACAGAGGGGAACAUUGGUGGGGGCUGGAGAGUCGAUGGUGAAGGAGGAAAGGACGAGUUUGUAUUGAUUUGUCCUUGGAAGAGUGUGGAGCAACAUGUUGAGUUCGGCAAGACGGAGGGGUUUGGGGAGUAUGCGAGGAUCAGGGAGUGUGUUGAAGAGGUGGAUAUUAGACAUGGAAUGCUUUUAGAUAUUUGA
Messenger RNA from Pyrenophora tritici-repentis Pt-1C-BFP, 651 nucleotides. NCBI's taxonomy places the organism in Eukaryota, Fungi, Ascomycota, Dothideomycetes, Pleosporales, Pleosporaceae. The record is from RefSeq and is a predicted model, not a curated record.